CGCGGUGUCGAAACCACCCUUAUAGCAACAACAACAACCCGACAAGUUUGCAAAACUUGAAGACCUAGUUAUCACCUUUGUGAGUACAAGCUCUCAGAAGUUCGAGAAGAUUGGGCAAUUCAUGGAUGUAGCAACUACAAAGUUUUGUUCGGUUGAGGCAGGUCUAAUAAGUCAUCAAGCGAGUCUUCAAAAAUUGGAGACUCAAAUUGGCAAUUUUGUCGGGAUCCUCACCGAAAGAUCAAGGGGAGCUCUACCUUCCCAAAUGAUUGCCAACCCCAAAGAUCAAAGCACCGGUUGCAACGUUAUUCUCUUGAGGAGCAAAAAGGUAACUAUGAAAGUUGUUGCUAAAGAAGUAGUCGAAGAAGAGAAGACUCCUCCAACGGUCAAUGAUCAAGAAGGCACAGAAAGAGAGGAAGAAGAGACUAAGAAGGCAUCGCCAACGCCACCACGAGUGGCUGAAUACAAGCCUCCUGUUCCUUUCCCUACAAGGGUGCAUAAGGACCGAUUGGAGGCGGAGUGUGGGAAGUUAAUGGAGAUUCUCAAGAAGCUCAACAUCACCAUGCCUUUCUAGGAGGCAAUGACGUACAUGCCAAGGUAUGCAAAAUACCUCAAGGGGCUUCUUGCAAGAAGAACAAGCUUGAAGACCUCGUCAUCGUCACUUUGUGCGAGGAGUGCUCGGUCUUCAUCCAAAACAAGUUGCAUAAAAAACAACAAGAUCCAGG
This is a messenger RNA of Linum trigynum, 722 nucleotides long. The record is from the annotation of a GenBank genome assembly. Lineage: Eukaryota; Viridiplantae; Streptophyta; Magnoliopsida; Malpighiales; Linaceae.